Molecule: messenger RNA, 726 nt
Organism: Camellia sinensis
Lineage: Eukaryota; Viridiplantae; Streptophyta; Magnoliopsida; Ericales; Theaceae
Source: RefSeq, a predicted model, not a curated record
AUGAAUUUGAACGUUUGCGUCGUUUGGAAAAACUCACAGUACAACACAACAUGUUGGAAAGAAGCAUCCCUGUGGGGUUACACCGGUGUUAAAAAGCUUCAAGUUAUAUCUCUUGCAGCAAAUAAUUUAGGUGGCCACAUACCAAAAGAUUUGAGUACACUACCCUUUCUGCGUACUCUGUUUCUCGAGCAAAACAACCUACAAGGUACCAUUCCACCUUUCUUUGGCAACACUACUAGCUUAGAAUGGUUUGGAGUAGAAUUAAACAACAUUUAUGGAAACAUUCCAAUUGAACUAUCACUACUGCCAAAUCUAAAUGGAUUAUACUGUGAAGCCAAUCAUCUCACGGGUUCAAUACCUCGUGCAAUUUUUAGCAAGUCUUCAAUGAUUGAAAUUAACUUGAAUCUUAAUGCCCUUUCUGGAAAUCUUCCAACCACUAUAGGGCUAUGGCUUCCUAAUCUUGAAAUCCUUGGAUUACAAGUCAAUCAAUUAGUUGGAGAAAUCCCUUUAUAUUUGUCAAUUCUUCUAAGCUUACUUGGACAAAAUAAAUUUAGUGGCACAAUACCCAAUUCUAUUGGGAAUUUUUCGAUGUCCUUGCAAGUGCUUGAUGUAUCCGAAUGCCAAUUAAUGGAUCAAAUUCCUAAAGAGAUUGGUUCUUUGAGAAAUUUGAAUGAACUUUCGUUAGCAGGAAGCAAUCUAAAUGGGAACAUCCCUUCAACUAUUUGA